AUGGCCAGGUAUUUGCUGUUCCUUGUAUUCGUGAAAGUUUUUCUACCAAAUGUAGUCUCUUCCUCUCAGUGUUUUGAACCUGACUGCAGCAAAGCAGAAUUUAACCACAAUCCUUUUAGCUGUCUCGCUCCAUCAUUCUGGGCUUCAAUAACACCAUGUUGGUCUACAUGUAACGGUCAAAGACAAUCUCCAGUCAACAUAAGAAGGAGCCAUGCUGUCUUUAAUUCAGAUCUCCGGCGCUUGAGUUUCAACAUUGGAGUUAACCAAAGAUUUUUGAUCUCCACUACUAAUGAAGGAUCAACGACAAGUUACAAAAUAGAAGAAAGAGAUAUAAUUUUGUCUAACUUGGAGCAAUUUGGUCUCAGUGGAAAGUCGUUUAAGUUGGAUUCUUUUCACUUCCACGCGGGGAGAUUUCAUAACAGUAAGGGAUCCGAACAUUCAUUUGACAAUGAAUUCCAACCCAUGGAGCUUCAUUUGGUGUUCUACAACACAAAGUACCCGGAUGUUGAAACAGCAGCUGAUCGUGCAGACGGGUUGGUUGUUAUUGGAGUCAUGGUACAGGUGAAACCUAGUUUUUUGCUGAAAUCCUUCCCUGGUUGUGUAGAUGAUUAUAAAUGGACUUUAAGUGAUCUCAUGAGUAAAACUUUGACAAACAUUGAGAAAUACCAAGACUGCACUGAAACUGCUCCCAUGAUAUCCACAUACAUAAGCUUGAAGAAUUUAUUACCAUCUGAUCGGAUAAGCUACUAUUCCUACCAAGGAUCCUUAACCACGCCCCCUUGCUCCGAGACUGUUACAUGGGUGCUGAUGAACUCUGGAAUCUAUGGAAAAAUUAUCUAUGAAAAGAACAAUCAGUUAGCAUUGACCAUGACUAAGAAAACCCCAGCAUGUUCAGCAUUGGUAAUCCAGAUUUUUGUUCCAUUAAGGAUGUAG
This is a messenger RNA of Saccostrea echinata, 933 nucleotides long. RefSeq names its product nacrein-like protein. The record is from RefSeq and is a predicted model, not a curated record. NCBI's taxonomy places the organism in Eukaryota, Metazoa, Mollusca, Bivalvia, Ostreida, Ostreidae. Bases 1 to 933 code for a protein of 310 amino acids. The transcript is spliced from 7 exons. Gene Ontology annotation, molecular function: zinc ion binding; carbonate dehydratase activity.